AGGAGAUCAAUGGAGACGUAAACAAAGUCCCGGUCGCCUUUGCCUCUUUUUCCCGAUAUUUUUUCUUCCAGGGACGGUUGCUGGUGAAUGUUGGAAUAGAGGCUGACAGUACAUGGAGUGGUAUGGCGAGUGGCGGAGGGGACAGGCUGCGAAUGGUGACGGCGGUGGACCUGCGACACAAGAUGGACGCCCUCGUGUCUGACCUCUCCCACGCCCUGGACGAGUCUCAGCUGCCCCAAUACCACCGCAAGAGGAGGGGCUUCAAGCGACGCGCCAAGCUGGCCAACAAUCUUAGCUUGUCCAGCACCCACGCCCUCAGCGAAGACUCCUCCAGCAGCAUCGGCGAAGUCCUCCUCUCCCAGGACAACAAAUCCUCCAUCCCCCUCACCGACUCGGACGACAUGAGCCCCCCCCCAGAGCCCCGGCUGCGCACCCAGCUCCUCACCCACCACCGCGCCUCCUCCAACCUGGUCGAGUCCGACUCCGUCAAUGAGAACUUCUCCCCCGUGCGGCCCCACAACAGGAGUGUCAACCCUUUUUUGUGUAGGAAGAGAAAGUGCAAGAGGUUGGCCCUGGACCCAGACGUCCCCUCCACCUCUGCCACCACUCCCCAGGCCACAGGACCCUCCCCCAUGACCAAACCCACGGCCAUUGCCUCGGCCAUCCUGGCCGGCUCGUCCACCAACAGGAAGAAAAAGGUCCUCAGGCCAUCUCCGGACUCAGAGAACAGAUACCUCGCAAUCUCUGCAGGGAAGCGCAAGCGGGGCCGCGAGCGCAGCGUGGAGUGGUGCGCGGGCCAGCAGGUGUCGGGGGGCCGGCGCCACGGGUCCUCCUCUAGUCACUACCACAGCCUCCGCGUCCACCGCACCUCCACGCAGACCAGCAACGAAGACAGCAUGGAGUACGAGUAUUCUGAUGAUGCCAACAUGUCAGUUACGCUGUCGCUGAGGCGCAUUUUUUCUUUUUUUUUUCUUCUUCUUCUUUUUCUUUUUCUGGUAGAUUUUUUUUCCCUUUACUCUGAUGAAAAAUAUCUUGAUAAUUAUUUUUUCCGUAGACUUUCUUCUAUACACACACACAUUUAUUGGGAGCCAGGGAAGGAGCAAAAGGCCAACUGCAUAAACGUAGACUGCUUGUAUUAG
Molecule: messenger RNA, 1139 nt
Organism: Penaeus indicus
Lineage: Eukaryota; Metazoa; Arthropoda; Malacostraca; Decapoda; Penaeidae
Exons: 6
Coding region: 123-1139 (338 amino acids)
Source: RefSeq, a predicted model, not a curated record